AUGAACGAAGCGGAGGCCACGGAGGUGGAGAACGCGUGGGAGGCGCUCAUGCGGUGGGGCAAGUUCUGGCGAGGGAAGGAAACCAACGGCGCUGACGAGAAGACCACCAAGGUGGUUAUCUUCGGCGGGGGGGCGUUCGGGACGGCGCUGGCGCACAUGCUGGCGCGGAACGAUGCGGAGCUGGACGUGGUGAUUCUACACCGCUUCGAGGAGGACUGCAAGAACAUUAACGAGCUGCACUGUAACAGCGCGUGCCAUCCGGGCAUCAUCCUCCCCAACAACGUGCGCGCCACCACGGACCCCAGGGAGGCCAUCUCGGGCGCGCAGUACGCCCUCCACGCCAUCCCCGUGCAGCCUAGUGCCGCCUUCCUGCAGUCCAUAGCAGCGUACGUGCCACCGACGCUGCCCAUCCUGUGUGUGAGCAAGGGCUUGGAGCUGGGCACCAUGGAGAUGAUGACGGAGGUCAUUCCUCGUGGCCUUGGCAACCCCCGCCAGCCCGUCGUCAUCCUCUCAGGACCGACCUUCGCCGUGGAAAUCAUCCGCGAGCUGCCCACCGCCCUGGUCGCGGCCAGCAAGGACCUGGCUCUGGCUAAGAGGGCGCAGAAGCUUCUUGCGUCGAAAACCCUGCGAGUCAACACCACCACCGACGUGGUGGGGGUGGAGAUGGCGGGCGCGCUGAAGAACGUGCUGGCGAUAGCAGCGGGGAUAGUGGAGGGCAUGCAGAUGGGGAGCAACUGCAUGGCUGCUGUGGUGGCCCAGGGAUGCUCUGAGAUCCGGUGGCUUGCAGAGAAGAUGGGAGCUAAACCCACCACACUCGCAGGCCUGAGUGGCACGGGGGACAUCAUGCUGACGUGCUUUGUGUCCCUCUCCCGCAACCGCACGGUGGGUGUGCGCCUGGGGUCGGGCGAGAAGCUGGAGGACAUCCUCUCCUCCAUGACCCAGGUCGCCGAGGGCGUCGCCACCUCUGGCGCCGUCAUCUCCCUCGCGCGCAAGUACCGCGUUCAGAUGCCCGUGCUCACGGCUGUUGCUCGGAUUCUGGAGGGAAAGCUGGAGCCGAAAGAGGCUGUCAUGGAGCUCAUGAGCCUGCCGCAGGUGAGGAUGUGCUGUGUUGGCUGA
Messenger RNA from Closterium sp. Naga37s-1, 1116 nucleotides. Lineage: Eukaryota; Viridiplantae; Streptophyta; Zygnematophyceae; Desmidiales; Closteriaceae. The record is from the annotation of a GenBank genome assembly.